GUGGGAAGCUCAGCAGCAUGCCCUAUAUAAUGCAAGAGAUGAGGGGGACCAGCUUUCAUUUCCACUGCAAAAAUGGGCUCCAGCAGCUUCCUGCUCUGCCUAGCGCUUCUAUUAUGUUAUGCAUACUGUACUCCAGUCUCUGUCGGGCAUCUCUCUGGCGGAGCUACUGCAGAUGCUGACGCUGGUGAUACAACCAAAGAUAUUCCAGACAUAAACUUGGCUGCUGGACUGGACCUCUUUCAGGGUGAUAUCAUGCUCCCUAAACAGCAGCGAAAUGCCAUAAGAAAUGAGAGCUACAGAUGGAACUUCCCCAUUCCCUAUAUUCUGGGCAAUGACCUAGAUCUGAAUGCCAAAGGAGUUAUUCUCCAGGCAUUUGAGAUGUUCCGUCUUAAGUCUUGCAUUGACUUCAAGCCAUAUGAAGGAGAGAAAACCUACAUAUUCUUUAUAAAAGGAAGCGGGUGUUGGUCCAUGGUGGGGGACCUGCAGACUGGACAGAACCUCUCUAUUGGGGCAGGGUGUGACUACAAAGCAAUUGUAGAACAUGAGAUCCUGCACGCUUUGGGAUUUUACCAUGAGCAGUCAAGGAUGGACCGAGAUGACUAUGUGACAAUCUGGUGGGAUGAAAUUCUUGCAGACAGAGAACACAACUUUCUGAAGUAUGAUGACAGCUACAUCACUGACCUGAACACUCCCUAUGACUACGAAUCAGUGAUGCACUAUGCACCGUACUCCUUUAACAAAAAUGACAGUAUCCCCACAAUCACAACGAAGAUACCAGCAUUCAAUGACAUAAUUGGACAACGUCUAGAUUUCAGUGCCAUCGACCUGGAAAGACUUAAUCGCAUGUAUAACUGCACUUCAACUCACACGUUUUUGGAUCAGUGUUCUUUUGAGCUUGAAAAUAUCUGUGGCAUGAUUCAGAGCACCAGAGAUGACCAAGACUGGGUCCAUCAGCAGAGCAGUGCUGCAGGGCAGGAAGACCACACAGUUUCUGGGCGCUGCAGUGAUGCUGGCUACUUCAUGUACUUUGACACCAGCUCUGGAAAUGCAGAGGAGGCAGCAGUCCUGGAGUCUCGAAUCCUUUAUCCCAAGAGAACUCAACAGUGCCUCCAGUUCUUCUAUAAGAUCACAGGAAGCCCUUCUGACAAGCUGAUCAUCUGGCUUAAGGAAGAUGAUGGGACUGGAGAUGUUCGCACGAUGAGGAAAAUUCAAACCUUUCAGGCGGAUAAUGACCAUAACUGGAAAAUCGCCCAUGUAACCCUCAGUGCUCAGAAGAAGUUCCGAUACCUCUUUCAAGGACUAAAGGGAAACCCCAACGAUUCAUCUGGCGGGAUCAUUAUUGACGAUGUCACACUGACGGAGACCCCCUGUCCCACAGCUGUGUGGGUCAUUCGGAAUUUCAGUCAAAUCCUUGAAAACCCAUCAAGAGACGUUAUUCAAAGUCCUCGGUUUUACAGUCCUGAGGGUUAUGCUUAUGGCAUAAGUUUGUAUCCCCAAUCCAGCACCAGUGGCUACACUCGCAUUGCCUUUCAUUUGUGCAGUGGAGAGAAUGAUGCUGUUCUAGAGUGGCCAGCUCUGAACCGCCAAGCCAUGCUCACAGUGCUGGACCAGGACCCUGACAUCUUGAAAAGGAUGUCUUCAAGCAGAAGUUUCACCACAAAUAAAGACCAGGUUAUAUCAGGUAGUAAUGGAACCAUAAUAUGGGGGAAACCAUCUACAACUGGAAAAUUUGAUAGCUCAUGCAAUUGCUAUAGAACUGUAGACUGGGGGUGGAACAGCUUCAUCUCCCACAGCCAGCUGAAACGUAGAAGCUUUCUGAAAAAUGAUGACCUGAUUAUUUUUGCAGAAUUUAAUGAUCUAACUCACCUCAAUAAUACUGAAGUCCCUGUUCAAUCAGAACAAUUUGCUGUCAUGGAAGGCUUCCCUUUUGAAAGGCAGAAGAGAGCUCUCCAGGAUAUGGAACCCGUUCAAGAUUGGCUGCCUUAUCAGCAAGACCCGUGUGUUCCAAACCCUUGCCAGAAUGAUGGAGUCUGUGUGAAUGUGAAAGGGAGACCGAGCUGCAGGUGCCCAUCAGGACAAACCUUCUUCUUUACAGGUGAGAGGUGUCAGUCAAUGCAGGUCCAUGGGAGCAUCCUGGGAAUGACAAUUGGUGGAAUUGCUGGAACCAUUGUCUUAACUAUCGUCCUCAUUUCCAUGAUGGCUAGAAGAUAAAGAUCUGCAGAGGGAUAAAUCUAAGUCUGGUGUUUUUCCAUAGUUCAUCAAACAUCAGUUUUCAGUGAAAAAUGAUGAAUACAACUUGUAGAAGACCAGCCAGCGCAGAGAUGUUGAAAUGCUCUGUCAGCAUUUUGCCAGCUGUUUACUUCAUGAGACUUGGCAAUUAAAAAAGAUCAUGUUGAACAGUUGUCUAAUAAAAGUUCAUACACUGAAUCUAGAAAUGUUCCUUCAAGAGCUACCCAAGAUAUCUAAAGGGUAAAAAUUCAUAGGUAAAUCAGUAUAUCAACACUCAUUUGCCAUGAAGCUAUGGUGAUUUACAAAAGCUGAGUAGCUAUUGUAUAAAAUUCACAGUAAAUUACUAUUACGCAUUUUUGGCUAGUUCUCUACCAGGGAAAUAAUUUCAUAUUAAAGCUAGUUGUCUUUCUAGAAAAUCCUGCAACAUAAGUUUUUCAAUUGUUCAAGUGUAAGUCUAUUGUCUGGUCAUAACCUUAAAGUUAUUUUAAACAUCUAUAAAAUUCUCAUGCAGGCACUGGAUGAAACUGGAGCACAGCAGCAGUUAUCAUAGGACAGGAUCUAUUGUGGUUGCCACUAAAUUCACAGCCCUCUAGAAAUAAUUGCCUCACAAGUCAAGGAGAAGGGUUGGGGUGUAUGAAAAUGAAGACUGGGUCUGUGACACUGGAGAUUUCUGGAUAAUGUGUUAACGCCUUACUGCAGAUGGCAGGAAGCCAGUGAUCCAAUAUGUCCCAAGAUCUCUGCUUUGUAGGACUCUGCACUUGAAACUUUAUUACCCAGGUUUUCUCAAAAAGCAGAACAAAAGAUGUUCAGAGUACAAAAGAUAAGUAAUCACAGAGGAUGAAGCUACCCUUUCAUUUAUCAGAUACCUGUCAUAAGGGAUGGCAGCUAACGAAAAAAUACACUCUCAUGACAGUUGGUUGUAAGCGGGGAGCUGGUUGCUGCUUAUAUUUACACUUGGCUUUGUCCUGAUGCUCACACCAGUCCUGUGUGGCAUGACAAACCAACCAAAUCAUUGUGUAUUAAAUUAAGGCAUUAUAAUUAUAUAUAAGGUGUAAGAGUAUCAAUCUGGAGUUAUUAAACCAUUUUUAAUG
This is a messenger RNA of Anas platyrhynchos (mallard), 3320 nucleotides long. It is a transcript of the gene MEP1A, whose product is annotated as meprin A subunit alpha. Gene Ontology annotation, molecular function: protein binding; metalloendopeptidase activity; zinc ion binding. NCBI's taxonomy places the organism in Eukaryota, Metazoa, Chordata, Aves, Anseriformes, Anatidae. Gene Ontology annotation, cellular component: membrane. Gene Ontology annotation, biological process: proteolysis. The record is from RefSeq and is a predicted model, not a curated record.